This is a messenger RNA of Nymphaea colorata (pocket water lily), 1628 nucleotides long. RefSeq names its product chromatin assembly factor 1 subunit FAS2. Lineage: Eukaryota; Viridiplantae; Streptophyta; Magnoliopsida; Nymphaeales; Nymphaeaceae. The transcript is spliced from 12 exons. Gene Ontology annotation, biological process: nucleosome assembly; DNA replication-dependent chromatin assembly. Gene Ontology annotation, molecular function: protein binding. The record is from RefSeq and is a predicted model, not a curated record. Bases 60 to 1460 code for a protein of 466 amino acids. Gene Ontology annotation, cellular component: CAF-1 complex; nucleus.
CUCCCGCAUCUCUCUCUUUCUCUACUGAACACCGAAGAAGAAAGCGGAGAAGGAGAAAGAUGAAGGGUGGGACGGUCCAGAUCACAUGGCACGAUGGCAAACCCGUAUUAACCCUAGAUUUCCACUCUCCGACGGGACUACUCGCCACUGGUGGUGCCGACUGUGACAUCAAGCUAUGGGUGAUAUCACAAGGCGAUGCAUCAAAAAAGGUCCCAACAGCUUGUUAUCAGAACAGCCUUUCACGCCAUACCUCUGCCAUAAAUGUUUUGCGCUUUUCUCCAUCAGGAGAACAACUUGUCUCUGGUGCUGAUGGCGGAGAGAUGUUGUUGUGGAAGAUGGAAACAACAGAUGGUGUUCAGACUUGGAAAGUAUUUAAGACACUACUAUUCCAUCGGAAGGAUGUCUUGGACCUGGAAUGGUCUGCUGAUGGUUUAUACCUUGUUUCUGGAUCUGUAGACAAUUCAUGUAUUAUAUGGGAUAUGAAUAAAGGCUCUGUGCAUCAGAUUUUGGAUGCCCACUUGCACUAUGUCCAAGGAGUUGCAUGGGAUCCAUUAGGUCGUUUCAUUGCAUCCAUAAGCUCGGACAGAACCUGCCGGAUACUUGUGAACAGGCCUCAGAAAGCUAAAGGCCAAGAGAAAAUGAAUUUUGUUUGUCAGCAUGUUUUGACAAAAUCAGAAUCUCCAAUUCAGGAUAAUGCCAAGGAUGAUACUAAGCCGUUGUCACAUAAAUACCAUCUAUUCCAUGAUGAAACACUGCCUUCUUUUUUCCGAAGACUGGCAUGGUCACCUGAUGGAUCAUUUUUAGUUGCACCAGCAGGAAUUUUCAAGUUUUCUGAUGGUUCAACAACGUGCAACACUGCUUAUAUAUUGUCCAGGAAAGAUCUCUCAAGGCCUGCGUUACAGCUUCCAGGUGCCAGUAAACCUAUUGUGGCAGUACGGUUUUGCCCGAUAACCUUUAGUUUGCGUGGAUGUAAUCCAACUCCUUUCUUCAAGCUGCCAUACCGCAUUGUAUUUGCAGUGGCAACCCUAAACUCUCUCUAUCUAUAUGACACUGAGAGUGCUGUCCCAAUAGCAAUCUUAGCUGGACUUCAUUAUGCAGCCAUAACAGACAUUGCCUGGUCGCCUGAUGCCAAAUUUCUUGCUCUUUCGUCUCAAGAUGGCUAUUGUACAGUCCUGGAAUUUGAAAAUGACGAGCUGGGAUCUCCUAUAUCCAUAUCAGAAACAAGGAAAGCAGUGGGAGACUUAAAAUUGACAGAAGCUGAAGAAAAGACUCCCACUAAGGAGGUUAGACCACCUGCCAAUAACACCAGAUCCACAGUUGAUGAAGAGAUGGAAAUGGUUGAUGAAAAGAUGGACACAGAUGUGAACAGUUGCAGACAGACACCUUCUACGCAAACAGAAACUUUGGCGCCCAAUAAAUCUGCUAGAAAGCGUAUCACCCCUGUUGCAGUUGAUAAAUGAUAAGCCAGUAGGAUAGAGCAUUGUCAAUAUACUUUCGAAGACUGUAGAGCAGUCAUGGUGGAUAUGAAAGAUAUAUCACAGAAGCAGCAAGUUUUGCUUCAUACUGUUUGUUACGUCUGUUACAACUUUUUUGGUUUAGUGAAUAUAAUUCUUUUGUAUUCCUUCUCA